Puccinia triticina is the source of this 336-nucleotide messenger RNA. RefSeq lists its product as uncharacterized. The coding region runs from base 1 to 336 and encodes 111 amino acids. The record is from RefSeq and is a predicted model, not a curated record. Gene Ontology annotation, molecular function: aspartic endopeptidase activity, intramembrane cleaving. The transcript is spliced from 2 exons. Gene Ontology annotation, cellular component: membrane. NCBI's taxonomy places the organism in Eukaryota, Fungi, Basidiomycota, Pucciniomycetes, Pucciniales, Pucciniaceae.
AUGACCAGUGAAGACACUUACUGGUUUCCAGUCUUAGGAUCAGGAGCAUUAUUAGGAUUGUAUCUUGUGUUCAAGUACCUGAACAAAGACUUCAUCAAUGCCCUGUUUGCCGGAUAUUUCUUGCUGGUGGGUUCGGGAGCGCUAGCAACAAUGUUGGUGACGAUCACCAAGACAAAUCUUGGCCCGACGACCUGGGCAAAACAGACAAAAUACAAGUUCAGAUUGACCCGGAACACAGCGGAUGUCUUGUUCAGUCUCCGGUUCACCAACUGGCACAUCGGCUUCAUUGCCAUCUCUGUAAUCCUCUCCGCGGUCAAGUGGUACACCAAACAAUAG